Labeo rohita (rohu) is the source of this 3590-nucleotide messenger RNA. It is a transcript of the gene gdi1, whose product is annotated as GDP dissociation inhibitor 1. The coding region runs from base 246 to 1589 and encodes 447 amino acids. Lineage: Eukaryota; Metazoa; Chordata; Actinopteri; Cypriniformes; Cyprinidae. Gene Ontology annotation, molecular function: Rab GDP-dissociation inhibitor activity. The record is from RefSeq and is a predicted model, not a curated record. Gene Ontology annotation, cellular component: cytoplasm. The transcript has 11 exons. Gene Ontology annotation, biological process: vesicle-mediated transport; protein transport; small GTPase-mediated signal transduction.
ACCGCUGGAGCUCGUGUUGCGGUCAGGGCCAUCUUUGGUUGUUCUCGCCGGUCGCACCACAGUCAGUGAUCAAUUGUGAUACGUAUCAAAUUAUUUGAGCGGUAAUUGUGUGCAAAGAGCUGGUUUUUGCCGCUUAUAGGACAACAGACUGAUUCUGCAUAAAUAUUUUGUUGCAUCAACACCGUUUCGCAGAUUUUUUUGCAGCGGAAAUUUGGCUAAAGACGGGAGAUCCACUGUAAUACAACAUGGAUGAGGAAUAUGAUGUUAUCGUAUUGGGCACCGGACUCACAGAAUGUAUUCUCUCUGGGAUCAUGUCUGUGAAUGGGAAGAAAGUUUUGCAUAUGGACAGAAAUCCAUACUACGGUGGUGAAAGUUCCUCCAUCACACCCCUGGAGGAGCUCUAUAAAAGAUUUGGGAUUUCAGACAGCCCCCCAGAGUCAAUGGGCCGGGGAAGAGACUGGAACGUGGAUCUUAUUCCUAAAUUCUUAAUGGCCAAUGGUCAAUUAGUUAAGAUGCUUCUGUACACUGAAGUCACCAGAUAUCUUGACUUCAAAGUGGUUGAGGGAAGCUUCGUGUAUAAAGGAGGAAAAAUCUACAAAGUGCCCUCUACUGAGACAGAGGCACUGGCUUCAAACCUAAUGGGAAUGUUUGAGAAGAGACGUUUCCGCAAGUUCCUAGUUUUUGUGGCCAACUUUGACGAGAACGACCCCAAGACUUUUGAGGGCGUUGAUCCCAAACUUACAACAAUGGGAGAAGUGUACAAGAAGUUUGACUUAGGACAGGACGUCAUCGACUUCACGGGACAUGCCCUGGCCCUCUACAGGACAGACGACUACCUUGAGCAGCCUUGUCUGGAGACCAUCAAUAGGAUCAAGCUCUACAGCGAGUCUUUGGCGCGCUACGGGAAGAGCCCAUACCUGUACCCUCUGUAUGGACUGGGGGAGUUGCCUCAAGGAUUUGCUAGGUUAAGUGCAAUUUAUGGAGGAACCUACAUGCUGAACAAACCAGUGGAUGAGAUAGUGAUGGAGGGAGGACACGUGGUGGGCGUGAAAUCGGAGGGAGAGGUUGCCCGCUGCAAGCAGCUCAUCUGUGACCCUAGCUACAUCCCGGACCGCGUGCACAAAGUCGGUCAGGUGAUCCGGGUCAUCUGCGUCCUCAGCCAUCCCAUUAAAAACACUAAUGAUGCCAAUUCCUGCCAGAUCAUCAUCCCUCAGAACCAGGUUAACCGCAAAUCAGAUAUCUAUGUUUGCAUGAUCUCCUACGCCCAUAAUGUGGCGGCUCAGGGGAAGUACAUCGCCAUUGCAAGCACCACUGUGGAAACCUCUGAUCCUGAAGCUGAAAUCGAACCUGCUCUGGAACUCCUCGAGCCUAUUGACCAAAAGUUUGUGGCCAUCAGUGACAUGUAUGAACCCACAGAUGACGGUACAGAGAGCCAGGUUUUUGCAUCACGGUCCUACGAUGCCACCACUCAUUUCGAAACAACUUGUAACGACAUCAAGGACAUCUACAAGCGCAUGACAGGCAGUGACUUCGACUUUGAGAACAUGAAGCGUAAACAGAACGACGUCUUCGGCGAGGACGAGCAGUGAGGGGUGGAGAAGUGACGGAGGAGUGGAGAGGCAAUGAUCAGAAGGAGGGCGAGAGAUGAGGCGGGCUGAACGACAUUUACCACACUGGGUUCAGAGGUUACGCAGAAUCGACAACGCCGUAAAUCUCUUUCAACCGGCCUUAUCUUUCCCAGCGUGCUCUUUGCUCAUUGUCUCCACACCCCUCCGGUGUCUCUGUUCAGAUACUUACAGUUCAGCACACAGACACACAAACGCUCUGUCGCUCACAUUCCACAACUCUGCACUACAAAGUGGGCUCACACCAACAUGCUAUUUUAGAUUCCUACACAAGCAGUAUGCAUUGUUUGCGCAAAAUAUCCUGUUGAAGUGAAACACGCGUCUUUCCGUUCUAUGAAUAUCGUCUUUUGACUGAAGCCCAUACAUGUGAACAAUUCCUCGAAUAUUGAAGGAGAUUUAAAACAUUUCUCAACUUUCGUGAAGUGUCCCCAACUGUCCCAGACUGUUAGUUUAGCAUACUAUCGUCACUUUGACAUUUAACAGCUUCAUGUGAACAGCAGCCUUCCUGUACUUUAGGAAAGUGUCACAAAAACAUAUUAAACACUCUCCGUUAAACACUACAGUUUGACACCUGGAAAAAGGAUGUAAUAUGAUACUGAUAAUAUUUAAAAUACAAAACAUUUGACACUUUGACACUCUCAUAGUCUCAUAUCAUUGCAUUUCCUACUCUGCUCUAGCACUCACUGGUCUUUAAAGUUAUUUAAUUCUUUUCUAUUAUUAUUAUUAUUAUUGGUGGAUUUUUUUUUUUUGACAACUAAAUUGAAUGAGAUGUAUAAUAUGCAGUAUAGAAGUGAACUGUAAGCCAUUAACUUGUAACUAACAUCACAAUCUUUGUGCUAACCUAAAAACAUCACGAUUUCUAAUGACCUUAUUCUACGUUCCUCACGCUCCUGCUAUCAUUCAUUUCAUUUGUAGUGAAACUGACACGUACAGCUGUUAUCGAAUGCGAAUGCAAAAAUGCAUAACGAGUAGAUCGCCUAGUCUGUUAUGGGAAAUGAGUCUUAAUAGGAAUGUGGAAGCAAUUUUCACUCCCACAGCUGCAGAAGUAAACGAUAAUGUGAAUUUAAUGAGUGUCCGAUCCUUUGGUAUUUGAUAGUAGCCAUAUCCGUUGGUGUUCUGGCUUUGUAAACCAGACUACAGUCUACUAAAUACAUACAUGCUCUAACUCUGAAUUGUGAUGAACACUAUGCCUCUCCCCAUGUACUGUAAAGAUUCUCACUGCAUCAUGCAAUCAAACUUCAUCUUUGAUUUCUAUUUUAUCUGUGAUUGACACAUGUAGUCUCUGCAUUUACACAAGACUAACUUAGUAUUGAACAAUGACUGGUCAUGUUCACCAUUGCUUCUGUUUCUAAUCAUGCUUGUUUGUUUUCAAACGAUUUGAAUCGCCAUCACUAGUUAUAGUAGACGCUAGUCUGGAGCAGAUGAUAACGGUGUGCUGUUUGAACUCACUGUACAGCUUUCAGUGUAGAAUAUACAAGCAUUGUCAUGUUUUCCAUACUCGCCUUUGCUGAGAAACAAGCCUUUGACUGUAGUUUUUUCCUCCCCCCCGCCCUGUUUAUUAUGAAUGGAAAACAAGUGUGAGUUUCAUUACAUUCUUGAAUUUUAUUGGGCCAAAGUCACUUAUGGCCUUAUAGAUUCACAUAGAAGCGUACAGGUCUUGAAUUCUCUUCCUUAGUGCACAGAUUAGAUUGUGAAUUAAUGAUAACUGGAAUCAAAUAGAAUUACGCUGCAUUGCUAUGUUUGUUAUCUUUUGCACCUCUCCAGCAUAUUGUCGCAUAUGUUUGGAUUAACUGUUUUGUACUGUAUUUAUUUUCAUUUUGUCCUUCAUUUUCAAUGUUGAAACAACUAAACAACUUUAAAAAAACUGACACACAAACUCGACAAUUUUAAGUUGUGAAUUUCAUCUCGUGUUUGAGCAGUCUUGUGCAACAAAAAUAAAUAUGAAUAAAAUGAAACUCAAUCUUU